UCUUUUUGCCCCACUCCUGCUUUCCGAGUGUUUGGUUUUGAGAAAAAUGGCGGCCCCCAUAGUCCGUGCACGUUUAUUAAACUCUGGUGGCGUAGGUGGUUUCCAAGGUAACAUCUUGUCAGGACGCGGUCCCGUUCGAAGCGUAUCUACGCAAGCGGCACCUGCUACACAAACACAGCGAGAUCGGCCCGAAAGUGAUGCUGAUACAAGUAAAAAACAACAGCUCCCAGCACCUUUUAGGACUUUGAUUAGCGAUCCGGUAAAACACACACGGGAACAUAUCGGCAAAUUCUAUCAAGUACCAAAAAGUGUUCAGGCUGGACUUUUCAAUGUAUACCAGUUAAACAAAAAGGCUCGGCAAUUUCAGAAACUCGCUGGCGAGUUUUCAAUGAUGGUGCGAGCUCCCUUUCUUGAGGCCCGUGAUUACCUUCGCGAUUACGAUUAUUCACAACCUGCUCUUCGUAUCAUGCUUUACGGACGUUUAGGCACGGGCAAAAGUUAUACAAUGGCUCACAUUUUACACUAUGCCUAUUUGAAUGACUUCCUUAUUAUUGCAAAACCCUGGCUUCCUGAGUGGACUAGGCGACCAAAGGAAGUCCAAGUAAAUGAAACAAACCCAUUGCUCAUGGACUCACCCUUGGAUGCAGCCGUCUGGCUUCAGCAUUUCCGUUUGCUCAACGCCGACAUUUUAUCACGACUUGAUCUUAAGACCACAAAAGAUUGGAACUGGAGUGACAAGGAGGUGACAACGAAAGGUGAGUCCCUUGAAAAUAUUGUCGGGCACGGAGUCAAGCGUGUAAAGCAUGCGUGCCUAUGUGUUGACGCCCUCUUACAGGAGAUUAAGUCGUAUACGGAUUCUGGCAAAUUGAAGACCUUAGUGGCGAUCGAUGGCGUCAACAACCUGUUUGAGAUCUCCUACCUAAAACGACCUAAUAGGUCAUUCAUUCCUGUAGAUGAUUUUUCUUUGCUACGAGCAUUCAAGCAAGUCCUUCGAAACGACUGGAAAAAUGCAGCGAUAGUUGUCACUGUUGACGAAAACGCAUUGUCGCUGAAACAUCGAGGCCUCGAACUUGAAAAGGUGCCAAGCUUCAUGCCACAGUAUCUACUUGGCAAAGAGGGCUUCGAGUUCUUUGAGCCAUUUAUUCCAAUACGAACGGAGAACUAUAACGCUGUUGAGAUGGAGUCCGUUCUAGAUUAUUACGCAGCUGUCCACUUUAUUCAGCAUCCCAAAGCGAAAACGCCAUCGGGUCGAGAAGAGUUCAAAUUUCUUAGUGGCUACAAUCCUCGGGAGCUCAUGAAGCUUAGCCAAUGGAUUUGAGCGUCGUAGAAUGGAAGCUAAAAGGCUGAUUAACGAUUUCAAGAAGAAACUUUAGCGAAACGUCACGAUAUACUAAAUAAUUACCAUUGCCUAGCGGAUUCUCUAGUUAAACUUGCAAGUUAAAUAAAAAUCCAUCAAUACGCCGAUUUUUACUAAUUGCA
Molecule: messenger RNA, 1479 nt
Organism: Varroa destructor (honeybee mite)
Lineage: Eukaryota; Metazoa; Arthropoda; Arachnida; Mesostigmata; Varroidae
Gene: mRpS29
Product: mitochondrial ribosomal protein S29
Biological process (GO): apoptotic process
Cellular component (GO): mitochondrial ribosome; mitochondrial small ribosomal subunit
Molecular function (GO): structural constituent of ribosome
Source: RefSeq, a predicted model, not a curated record